This is a messenger RNA of Lathyrus oleraceus (garden pea), 540 nucleotides long. Its product is annotated as receptor-like protein kinase. Gene Ontology annotation, molecular function: protein kinase activity; ATP binding. Gene Ontology annotation, biological process: protein phosphorylation. The transcript is spliced from 3 exons. The coding region runs from base 1 to 540 and encodes 179 amino acids. The record is from RefSeq and is a predicted model, not a curated record. Lineage: Eukaryota; Viridiplantae; Streptophyta; Magnoliopsida; Fabales; Fabaceae.
AUGGUCCUAUAUUCACCACAAACAGCUGCAAAUAGUAAUUCCCAGACUGGAGGCACCAGUUUUAGACCUGAAACGUCAAAGCCUUCAUCUUCUAAGACCAUGUUUGAUUCAUCUGGCUCUAAUCAGAUAGCUUUGGGAACUGCACGCGCUUUAGAGUACCUGCAUGAAGUUUGUUCUCCAUCAGUUGUGCAUAAGAAUAUUAAAUCAGCCAAUAUAUUACUUGAUGCAAAGCUUAAUCCUCAUCCUUCAGACUGUGGAUUGGCAAGCUAUAUUCCAAAUGCAGAGCAGACACUGAACCAUAAUGUUGGAUCUGGAUAUGAUGGCCCUGAAGUUGCAUUGUCUGGAAUAAGCAAACAUGAAUUUACCACCAAGCAGCAGCAACAGCCUGCAAAACCAGUUGAAACAAACCAUGGACAGUUAGAGGAACUGAGUUCACUACUGCAGAAGAUGGAAGAGCAUCAGGAAAAUGGCAGUGUAAGGUUUCGGCGCUCAAGCGGAAUACCUUGGUCUUUACCUAUCGAAACAGAAGCGGAAUGGUGA